Anguilla anguilla (European eel) is the source of this 3806-nucleotide messenger RNA. Its product is annotated as lamin-A-like. The transcript has 14 exons. NCBI's taxonomy places the organism in Eukaryota, Metazoa, Chordata, Actinopteri, Anguilliformes, Anguillidae. The coding region runs from base 614 to 2563 and encodes 649 amino acids. The record is from RefSeq and is a predicted model, not a curated record.
CUUCCUGUAAAUUGUUUAUUGGCACAAAAAUCCCUUCCUGUCUCAUUCAGAGAGAACAGGGCAAAAAGAACACUCAUUCUACGCACUCACGGAAAGACAGGUCUUUUCCACAAGGCGGUAUUCCGAGCUGCUUAAAUGAGACAAUUUCACUGAUGCACUUUACUCUCUAAUGCCAUCACAGCUGAGACCAACCACUUCUCUCUGGCAGAGAGAGAGAGAGAGAGAGAGUGAAAGAGAAAGAGAGAGUGAGAAAGAGAGACAGCAGUGUAAUCUGUCUGCAUCUGACCUCAAUAUUGAUGCUGUUUCCCCGUUGGAUUUCACAGGUCUGAUGUUUGUUAAGUGUAUCCCUUCUUUAAUGCUGGGAGAGACUGAAAGGCACUAAGGCAGCCAAAGUAGAGCAGGAGCCAGAGAGGCUGACGAAGGAGAGAAGAGUUUUCACAGGGCGAGGGACACGCUGCAAUACUGGGACUCUAAAAGGAGGAGAAAGGUCCAGUAAAUUCCAGGAGCUCUGCUUGAGUGCACUGCUAACUCCCAGGAAGACUGUGCCGUUCAACCUGCCACGUACUUUCAGAAGCAAGUUCAGUGGUCAAUUAAAUUAUCCUCACAAGAAGCCAUGGAGACCCCUGGCAAGAAACGAGUGACCAGCAGUGGGGCCGCGUCCGUUUCUCCAACCCGCAUCACCCGUCUGCAGGAGAAGGAAGACCUGAGCAACCUCAACGACCGGCUGGCGGUCUACAUUGACAAGGUCCGCUCGCUGGAGGUGGAGAACGCCGGACUCCGCCUCCGCAUCACCGAGUCGGAGACCGAGGUCAGCCGCGAGCUGUCCGGCCUGAAGGCCGCCUACGAGGCGGAGCUGGCCGACGCCCGAAAGACCCUGGACUCCGUGGCCAAGGAGCGCGCUCGGCUGCAGCUGGAACUUGGCAAGGUGCGCGAGGAAUUCAAGGAGCUGAAGACCAGGAACACCAGGAAAGAGUCUGAACUGGAGGGGGCAUUAGCCCGGCUGAAGGAUCUGGAGGCCCUUCUGAACUCUAAGGAUGCCUCCCUGACCACCGCUCUGGGGGAGAAGCGCAACCUGGAGGCUGAAGUUCGUGAACUGAAGGCUCAGCUGGCGAAGCUGGAGGGCAGCCUGGUCGAUGCCAAGAAGCAGCUGCAGGAUGAGAUGCUGCAGAGGGUGGACGCCGAGAACCGCAUCCAGACCCUGAAGGAGGAGCUGGAGUUUCAGAAGAGCAUCUACAGCGAGGAACUGAGGGAAACGAAACGGCGGCACGAGUCGCGCAUGGUGGAGAUCGACAGCGGGCGGCAGCAGGAGUUCGAGAGCAAGCUAGCCGAGGCACUCACCGAGCUGCGCGCCCAGCACGACCAGCAGCUCAGCAUUUACAAGGACGAGAUCGAGAAGACCUACAACGCCAAGCUGGAGAACGCGCGGCAGUCUGCCGACAGGAACAGCCACCUGGUGGGGGCGGCCCACGAGGAGCUGCAGCAGACGCGGGUGCGCCUGGAGACGCUCUCUGCCCAACUGAGCCAGCUGCAGAAACAGCUGGCUGCGCGGGAUGCCAAGGUGCGUGAGCUGGAGGAGGCGCUGUCGCGGGAACGGGACGCCAUGCGGCGGCGGCUGGAGGUGAAGGAGAGGGAGAUGAGCGAGAUGCGGCAGCGCAUGCAGCAGCAGCUGGACGAGUACCAGGAGCUGCUGGACGUCAAGCUGGCACUGGACAUGGAGAUCUGUGCCUACAGGAAGCUGCUGGAGGGGGAGGAGGAGAGGCUACGUCUGUCCCCCAGCCCACCCCCCACUCGGGUCGCUGUGACUCGCAGAUCGGGUUCGGGCACACAAAGCCGCACCGUCCACACCCACAGCGCCCACAGCUCCUCCGGCAAGAAACGCCGUGUCAAUGACAAUGACAGUGAGACCUCCAGUCUAGCAGGUGGCGCUGUUGCACGUACCCGAAUCGUGCAGCAGGCUUCCGCUAGUGGCCGUGUCACUGUGGAUGAGGUCGACCUGGAGGGGAAGUAUGUGCGGCUCAGCAACAAAGCUGACCAGGACCAGCCAAUGGGCCACUGGCAAGUGAAGAGGCAGGUUGGGUCACAGGAAGCCAUAGCCUACAAGUUCCCCCCAAAAUUCAUCCUGAAGGCUGGACAGGCCGUUACGAUUUGGGCAUCAGGGGCAGGGGGCACUCACAACCCCCCCUCUGACCUGGUGUGGAAGACCCAGAACUCCUGGGGCACUGGAGACCAGUUCCAGACCACCCUGGUAAAUGCCAAUGGAGAGGAAAUGGCAAUGAGGAAGGUCACGCGUACACUGUUUCAUGAUGAUGACGAUGAUGAUGACAUGGCCACUCACAGCACCGGUGGAGACAGCGAGUACAACCUGCGCAGCCGCACGGUCAUUUGCGGCUCCUGUGGCCAGACGUCCGAGAAGGCCAGCUCGGGGGUGUCGAGCGCCUCCCGCUCCUCCUUCCGCAGCAGCGGAGGAGGUCUCCCUGAGGGAAUGGUCCCCCACUCCUUCCUGAUGGGCGACAACAUGCCCCGACAGAGUGGUCCCAGAGCGGAAAACUGCGCCAUCAUGUAGACCCCAGGACAACUCCACCGGGAGGAGAUGGACUCUCACUCCUGAGGACCGAAAAAAACACAUUUUUCUACACAUGGAAGGAGCAUUUAUAUUUCUGUCUAUAUAUUUGUGUUUAAGGGACUUUCUAUUUAAGUCUUAUUUUUUACUGCAUAAUCUGCAAAUAUUUUUAUAUGUACAAGUAUUUAGUAGAUUAUACUUAACUUGCUUACAUGCGGCAAUAAGCUUUGCACUGUGGCUGUUUACCAAAUAAAAAAAAAUAAAAAAAAUAUAUAUAUGGUGGGAUAUCAUGCAUGCAGAGGACCCAUUAGCCACCUGAGUUCUGUAGAUGCUUAAAAAACAGCUUUAUUCAUGGAGAGAGGGAGAGAGAAGGUACUGCCUUGCACGGCAGUUUGAUUCAGCCUGUGGUUUAAUGUCUCAGAUCUUUGCUGUCAUUGCUGAUCACGCACAGGUUAUACACCCUGAACUGAAUCAAACUGCUCUGUGCUUGGAGAAGAGUCUGUCGCCCUGGCAUGCUGCAUAUCUGAGUGAAUGUCAACUCUUAAACAUAACAACACAUACACAACUGUAAAAAAAAAAAUGUGGUAGGGAUAUUUACCUUUUGAGAUUCAACCUAAAUAUCUGUGUUAAUUUCCGUCUUUUUAAAGAAAGAGGGAAAUUGGAAGAGAAUAGAUAUGAUGGCUCUGUGUGGAUAACCUUCCUAUUGUCAUAGGAAGAGUAUGACAGAAUAAGGAAUUUAGCUCUAAAGUGCACAGUUUUCAUUUUAGGCCCAAGUACAGUAAGACAGAAAUAACAGAUUUACAAUACAAAAACAUAAACAAAGCCCUCAGAUCACUUCUCUUUCAGGUUUUAAGAUUUCAGGUUCAUUUUAAAAUUGGAUUGGUUUACUGUGGAGUUAAUUAAUUGAAAUUACACUCAGGUUAUUCAUUAGGUCUUGUUCUCGGGGUAGAGGAAUGGUUAAUGGAUUGGGAGAUGUUGGUUGAGUCUAAGAUUAUGGCAGCUUAAAAUAUCUGAUUUUCCAUGUUUUCACACUAAACCUGCAACUUUUUGAGAUUGCAAAAAUGAAAGAAUUAGGACAGCAAAUUGAAUUGUCUGACACAAAUUAAUCAAAAUAAUACAGACAAUAAUGUAUUUCUGUCCUCAGUAGAUUAGUACAGCAUAUUGCUAUACCAAAGACAUAAGUACUUUCUGUAAGUUUAUGAAAGUGCGAAUAUGACAUAUCAAUUAAACUGAUACAGCAAUGACA